Scomber scombrus (Atlantic mackerel) is the source of this 4866-nucleotide messenger RNA. Its product is annotated as alpha-protein kinase 3-like. The record is from RefSeq and is a predicted model, not a curated record. Gene Ontology annotation, biological process: cardiac muscle cell development; protein phosphorylation. NCBI's taxonomy places the organism in Eukaryota, Metazoa, Chordata, Actinopteri, Scombriformes, Scombridae. Bases 1 to 4866 code for a protein of 1621 amino acids. The transcript has 13 exons. Gene Ontology annotation, cellular component: nucleus. Gene Ontology annotation, molecular function: protein serine/threonine kinase activity; ATP binding.
AUGGGUUCACGGAGGACAAUGAUAAACUCCUCUUUUGGCAAUGGAAGAUCCAGCAAUGGGGUUGAUAUCAAUGGGAGUAGCCGGCCUGGUGGCUGCAGCUACCUCUCAAACGUGAGGCCAGAGAACAGGUACACAUUCCUGACUAACAGCAUGAGCACACUCUGCAGUGUGAUGGCACAAUUAAAAGAAGAAACACAGCCCUCCUUUGAAACAACUCUGAAGUCAAAAGCUGUGUCUGAGAAAAGCAAUGUGAAGUUCUCUUGUGUGGUUAAAGGAUACCCUGCCCCUCAAGUUAUUUGGUAUAAGGAUGAUAUGCAGUUGGACAGAUACUGUGGACUACCUAAAUAUGAAAUAUUCCGCAACGGACAAAACCAUUCCCUGCACAUUUACAAUUGCACUGUGGAGGAUGCAGCUAUAUACCAGGCAUCAGCCAGCAACAAUAAAGGUAUUGUGUCUUGUUCUGGGGUUCUGGAGGUUGGUGAAAUGAAUGAGUUCAAGAUCCACCAGCGCUACUUUGCCAAGCUGAAACAAAAGGCUGAAAACAAACGCAAGGAAGUAGAAGGUAAAGAAAACCAGGAGCCAUUACGAACCAUCAGUCCAGACCGCUCACAGAGGAAACGUCGUUCGACAAUGGAGGCCUUUUUGAGCAUACCAAGCUCCAUGGAGGAUGAGGGCAAUGAGGAGAGCCAGCAGACUGUAGCAUUGGAGUCCGAGACCACUGCUGUCGAGGAGGUGGAAGAAAGGCCAGUCCCUGUCACUAAUGGAACAGUCUCUGCUAUAACUAAUGGACAGGUCAUCAAUGAAAAUGGUACUAAGGGUGGGACUUAUACAUAUGACUCUGCCCAGAAUAUUUUCACUUUGCACCAACCAAAAACUCCCUUUGUCAAGAAGAAGAUUAAAAUUUCCAACAGUUCAAAAGUCGCAAAAGCUGAUACUCAAGGAGAAAGGGCGUCUGACGAGAGAAGAGAAAAAGAGGAGCCCCCCACCUCUCUGGCUCUGACUUGCACAGAGUCUGGACAUUCGAAGGGAAAUUUAGUGGAGGAUAUGGAAGUAGAGAAUAUUGUUAGUUCUUCAGUUUUGGAUUCAGACUCCAGAAAUGUGGCACAACAUAAUCUGAAAUCAUCAAUGGAGGAAGCAUUGUUUGUUUCAAAGGAUGAAAAUGUUUGUGCUGUGCCCUCACAGAAAGAACAGCUCACUGCCUCAGUAUCUCUUGCUGCUUACACAUCCACAAAAAACAUAGCCUCAGGAACUGAAGGUAAAUUAGCUGCAAAGCAUAAGAAGGAAAAUGAGCACAAAGAUACAGAAGAACAUUUGGAAAUGCAGAACCAAAAUCCUCACAUGAUGUCAACACAACUACAGACGAGUGCUGUACCAGCUCCCCAACAAGCCCAAAUCAUAAAGCACAUUACCAUCACAGAUGAUGUUACAGUUAUGGAUGUUCAUAGUAAGUCAAAUACUUCCACUGAUGGAACUUUGUUGAACAGAGACUUUGAGUCAGUGGACACAUCAUGUGAACGCAGGAUUGCUUUGCCUCAGCGUCCGUGUGAACAGACUGGAGAUCAGCUGUCUGAGAAGGAAACAACCCCCUGCCAAAAGAAUGUGUCUGUGCCUCAGCAAGUGCUGCUGAGCGAGGUUACACAGGCCCAUACAAAGAUGAACAGGAAUGAUGCACCUGUCAACCUUGAGCUACCACCCAACCAAUGUUCAAUGGAAGCAAGGCUACCACAAAAGACUCCAUCAGAAAGAGAGACCACAACAGAUGACAUCCAGACCCCUUCUGUGCACCAUGGUCUUCAAGCAGCCAUUGACAAAAUGACACAGGACACAUGGGAUCAUUCCAGGGGAUCAAAUGUAAGCCAUACGGCCCUUUUUACAGACCUACCGAAGUCUCCCUUCGAAAGCCCUGGUGGUGGGGAGAGCACCCGAGGGUGUAAUGUUUCGCCCACCGACCAGCAAAGCCAAGUUGAUACACCUAUAAAAUCUGAAGGGACAGAAAUACAAGUUGAUGAGAAGUUAGAGGGUAAUGACGUAGGUAAGUUAUCAGUGCAGGCUGAAAGUGUGGUGCCAGAUGAAAACAUAGUUGAGAUGGAAACUGAAAAUAAUGAUGAAAUGGACAAGAAUGAGCCCAUAUUAAAAAUGGAGGAGAAAACCAGUUCAGACUUACAUAAUGUAAAGCCAGCUAAAUUUGAGACUGCUAUGCCACAUCUAAAAAAACCUCCCGAAAAUACAAACUUAUGCGAGCACCAAAUUAAAGGCUUCAAAGAAAUUCCAAAAACUGUGACACGAGUCAUAUCUGUUGCUGAACUUUUGAGAUCUCAAUUAGAGGCUCUUGAUGUCACAGUUGCAAAUUCCAUGCCCACCUUACUGGUCCCUGCUGAGUAUGAGCAAAAUCACACUAUAACAGCUACAGACACAUGUCAGGAAUUAAGAGGUGAUGAGAGCAGCUGUAAACUGGAAGUGAAGACAUCCAUUCCUGACAGGAAAAUUGAAACAAGUAUUGAUAAUCCUCCUCUCAAAAACAUUAAGGAAACCCUCAUGGAAAUUUACCAUCAACUAAAUCUUACUGAUCAGGAACAAACACAGACUCAAGGUAGAAUUUCACCACCUGUUCAGGAUUCACAAAAACCUCUUGUGAUCCCUCCUAUCUCUGUCAUAGACACUGGCACCACUGGACAACAUGGCAGUGCCAAACAAUAUAAUGAAACUGUUAUGGACAUUGGCCAAGAAAUUAAAGCAUCACUGCUGGUUUCUCCGAAAGAUUGCCUUGUUGUUUCCAUCUCUGAGAGUGAAAAUGUCAGAAACAGUGUUACUCCUAUGGCAUCAAAGGAGGAACUGACCCAAAGACUUACAUCAAGUUCAAACCUAUCUGGAAAAGUCCAUCAAGAACCUGGGACACCACUUACAAUGACACCAAUGAAGGCCAGGUGUGAAGAGCAUACCACAGAUGAACCUGUUCAAGGCAAAGACAUGGGAUCUCUCCAAAAGUUAACUCCAAAAGAUCAAGCCAACAGCAAAAGUCAGCGGAAGAAAACUGAAAUAAAUUCUACAACAUUUUCAGAUCAAUGCAAAAUUGAAGAACACAACACAAACAGUUGUUUACAGAGUGUGUCAAAGACUUCCACUAAAAGUGUACUUGGCACAGACACACAAGAAAAUAAUCAUCAACCUAUUGAACAGGAGAGUCCUAUGGUUGAGGAAUUUUCAAGGACUGAUUCCUUAACUAAUCCAAAUCCUGGGGCUAGUCCACUGUUAAAGAGAAGAAACUGUGUUUCUCCCAUUCCCUCGGCUACUCCACAAGAGCUGGCCUCUGGAGCCCGCCGCAAAAUCCUAAUACCUAAGGUCAAACCUGAGGAGGCCACAACUCUGAUUGAUAACCAAACUCAGAAAAAGGAGGCGUCUAUACAGAGCAGUAAGCUUUCCUCAAGUCCUUCGUUGCUCUCUUCAUCUCCAAGCAUCUCACGACGGUCACCUCUGCUUCAGCCCCCUGGCGAGAGAACCUCUCCAGUGGAAAAGCAAUCUCCACUCCUCAGCAGGAGGAAGAUGACAACCGAGACUAAAUCACCAAACCACCAGCCUACUGAGGAAAUCCCAAUCCCGAAAACUGAGAUUAAACCUGUAGAGAAGGACAAGCAUGAUCCAUUCAAAGCUCCUCAAGUUAUCCGUAAAAUCAGGGGUGAAACCUUUGCAGAUGCCUCAGGACACUUGAAACUUUGGUGCCAGUUCUUCAAUAUUCUCAGUGACUCUACAAUCACAUGGUACAGAAAUGAAGUGAAGAUUGUGCAGAUGAAAAGAAAUGCAGGGGAUGAAACUCAGGUCAAUCUUGCUAUUGCUCAAGCAUCAAGCAAAGACUCUGGUGUUUAUGGAUGCACAAUCACAAAUGAAUAUGGGACAGACUCAACAGAUUACCUACUUAGUGCAGAUAUCUUGGCUGGAAUGUCCCUACGUGAGGAGCUUGGUGUCGGAGAAGAAAUUGAAAUGACACCACUGGUAUUCAACAAGGGUGUGGCCGAUUCUGGUGUCUGGGGCAACAAAUUCUUUGGCCGUAUAAUGAUGCAGGAGUCUCGUAUUGGUGAUGGCUGUGCUCACAAAGUCUGGAGGGCAAAAGUCAUCUAUGGCCUGGAGCCUGUGUUUGAGUCUGGAAACACGUGUAUCGUUAAAGUAUGCAACCCUAUCGCCUAUGGAGGGAAAGAGGAAAGCUGCCUUAUAGACAGGAACCUGGACUUUGUAAGGAAGGAGUGUAAAAUUCAGAACUUGGCUCGCGAAUACUGUAAAAUCUUCUCUGCAGAGGCGAGAGUGAUUGAAAACUUUGGGCCUUCUCUGGAGGUAAUUCCGGUCUACAUGAUGUAUCGUCCAGCAAACACAAUCCCUUAUGCUACAGUGGAGGCUGAUCUGAUGGGAGUAUAUCAGAAAUACUCUCUCCUGGAUCAUACGGGCAGGAUAGAAAUGAAGACUGCAUCUGAGGUGGAGCAGAAGUGCUGUGCUCUGCAGCACUGGAUCUUCCAAUGGACCAAUGGAAAUCUACUACUCACUCAGCUAGAAGGUGUUGACACAAAGAUCACCAAUGUUGGAAUUACAGUCAAAUCGACGGGGCAUCAAGGUCUCUCUGUUGAAGGGAAUCCCAAAGUUUUUGAGCAGUUCAUCUCUCAGCACCAGUGUAACUAUUUCUGUGGUCUACUCAGCCUGAGGUCACUAAAGGACUCUUUAAUGACACCAACAAAGCCCAAGGGUUCCAGGAGCCCCUUACUUCAACGCAAGAUGACUGCUGGUUCCUCCAGCCCUCAGACUGGCAGGAAAGCUGCUAGUAGCCCCAGACUGCCCAGGAAGGCUGAGCAAAGCAGCAAGACCGCCACUAAACAAAGCUGUUAA